AUGGCUUCAACGAGUGCUGCGCUAUACUCAAGCGAAGAUAACAUGAGAAUAAAGGUCGGAGGCAUAUCGUAUCUCCUUGUUUCUAGCGAGCAGAACUACCUCGCCGAGAUCACAACUAGUGUGAUCACUUUCCAGCCUGUGUUUGUUUACAAAGUCUCGCCUGGAGACCACGUUACCCAAAAGAACAUAACGGAAUAUCUGGACACUUCCGCAAGGCACGAUGACAUCUACAACUCAUCUUUCUCAAGCUACAUCGUAUUUCUUGGUAGCAGCCAAUGA
Parastagonospora nodorum SN15 is the source of this 279-nucleotide messenger RNA. RefSeq lists its product as hypothetical. The coding region runs from base 1 to 279 and encodes 92 amino acids. Lineage: Eukaryota; Fungi; Ascomycota; Dothideomycetes; Pleosporales; Phaeosphaeriaceae. The record is from RefSeq and is a predicted model, not a curated record. The transcript has 2 exons.